GUAUGAGAUGAAACCAGUGUAACCGAAGCAUAACAAAUUCUGCUGCACUUUGUUCGCACAGUGCGGCCAGAAAUAUAUCAAUACGAGACUGUUUGUUGGUAAAGUUAUUUCUGCUGUGUUGAAGCGGUGUUUUUGGAGAGUUUCAACAUGGAUUUGCUGUAUGGUCCCUUGGGCUUGGGUGUAGUAGCAGGAGUGGGCUGUGGGCUUCUCCUCGGUUGGCAUCUUCGGGGACGCUUUGGCUCAGCGUCCAGAAGCGUGAUGGCAACGAUGGGGAACGGCACCGGUGAAGCAAGUGUAUUGGGAGAAGGAGGCGAGUUCAAGAUGGUUCUGGUGGUCCGAAAUGACCUGAAGAUGGGCAAAGGAAAGGUCGCUGCCCAGUGCUCCCAUGCUGCUGUAUCAGCCUACAAACAGGUCCAGCGCAGGAACCCUGAGCUCCUCAAACAGUGGGAGUACUGCGGCCAGCCCAAGGUGGUGGUGAAGGCCCCCGAUGAGGACACCCUGAUUGAUCUGCUCAGUCAUGCCAAAGAAGUAGGGCUUCCCGUCAGCCUGAUCCAGGAUGCAGGAAGGACUCAGAUUGCACCUGGGUCCCGCACUGUGCUGGGUAUCGGUCCAGGUCCUGCUGAUCUGAUUGAUAGUGUCACUGGAGACUUGAAGCUCUAUUAGAGUUGCAUCUGUAGGACUUAAAUACAAUUUAUUGUUAAAACUAUCUGCAAUAUAAACUAAGUUGAGCUACCAUGAGUUUAUAUUUUUUAUAUAAGAACAACUGACUAGUUACAUGUCAACUACUUGAAUUAUUGUGCAGUGAUGUGUGCUCUUAAUGCCUCUCAAUGUCAUAUUACAAAUCAGUUGCCUCUUGGAUAGCAGUAAUAUCAGCUUAAUGUGUAUUUCUUCACUGAUAGUUCUGACAGUGGCAUAAACACUGUAAACUUUCCAUGCUACAGUCCUCCACACUAACCACUUUGCUAAGACAAUAUUAUUGUUGUUGGUCUCAGAAUCACAGCACAGCAAAACGAUCCCCAGUUUAUGCUCUCUUAAUGAUAAAAACCAUAAUCUACAAAAUAAACGCUGAAAUUAGGUAAGGCUUUGUUUAUAUUGUGAAAUAUUUAAUACUUGAGAGUACAGUGGAGGUCACCACAAUGAACAGUUUGAUGUAACAUGACUUUGCAUUUCAGCAGUCGAGCUGCUUUAAUGUAAUGAAUGUAAUAUCAAUAUUGUGACGUGACUGGAUGUCAUUUGGAUUUUGUUAUAAAACAGUGAAGUAUCUUAAA
Messenger RNA from Lates calcarifer (barramundi perch), 1268 nucleotides. It is a transcript of the gene ptrh2, whose product is annotated as peptidyl-tRNA hydrolase 2. Gene Ontology annotation, biological process: negative regulation of anoikis; positive regulation of anoikis. The transcript is spliced from 2 exons. The record is from RefSeq and is a predicted model, not a curated record. NCBI's taxonomy places the organism in Eukaryota, Metazoa, Chordata, Actinopteri, Centropomidae. The coding region runs from base 148 to 663 and encodes 171 amino acids. Gene Ontology annotation, cellular component: cytosol; mitochondrion. Gene Ontology annotation, molecular function: peptidyl-tRNA hydrolase activity.